Messenger RNA from Lachancea lanzarotensis, 456 nucleotides. RefSeq names its product LALA0S09e05028g1_1 (gene FCY1). Gene Ontology annotation, cellular component: cytoplasm; nucleus. Gene Ontology annotation, molecular function: diaminohydroxyphosphoribosylaminopyrimidine deaminase activity; zinc ion binding. The transcript has a single exon. Bases 1 to 456 code for a protein of 151 amino acids. NCBI's taxonomy places the organism in Eukaryota, Fungi, Ascomycota, Saccharomycetes, Saccharomycetales, Saccharomycetaceae. The record is from RefSeq and is a predicted model, not a curated record.
AUGGAACAAUGGGAUUCACUUGGCAUGAAAGUAGCGUAUCAAGAAGCCGUGAAAGGUUUUGAAGAGGGCGGUGUGCCUAUCGGUGGAUGCUUGAUCGAUGAUAAAGGGAAUAUUCUUGGCUCCGGACACAAUAUGCGAUUCCAGAAAGGUAGCGCAACUCUGCAUGGUGAAAUUUCCACUCUUGAGAAUUGUGGACGUUUGAAAGGUUCAGUUUAUAAGAACUGCACUUUGUACACGACUCUAUCGCCUUGCGAUAUGUGCACUGGCGCCAUCUUGUUGUAUGGAAUCCCACGGUGUGUCGUGGGUGAAAACAUCAAUUUCAAGGGCGACGGUGAGCAGUACCUUGCAGAACGCGGGUGUGAAGUGCGUGUCGUGGACGAUGCGAAAUGCAAAACUAUCAUGAAGCAGUUCAUUGACGAAAGACCACAAGAUUGGUUCGAGGACAUCGGCGAAUGA